AUGUUAUGUACGGCACUCAAACAAAUUGCCAACAAUGACAAUGACAAUGACGAGGAACCAGAAGGCGUCAUACACAAUGACGUUACAAGAUACUUGAUCAAGACGAUCAAACGCACUCUUGCACAAUGCCUCAAGACCAACAAUCAUCUAAUGUUUGGAUAUAUCAUUGAUCACUUGCGACUGCCAUUGCUAAAUACUGGCGACCCCAACACCAACACCAGUCCUCUGUCAGACUUGCACUUUAAUGAAUUCAUCAAAGACCUGCAUCUGGGCAUUGAACACGACAAGAUCUACUUGAGCCGUGCAUUCAUUAACUUGAUCAUCGAUGCGCCCUGGCCUGCACCAACCUCACUCGUCAAGCUAAUGGCCAUCUCUGCGCUGGGUCGACAUGCAGACGUCAACCUGUUCAAAGAGAUAGUGACACGAAACUGGCGACAUCGUGCCGUUAUACUCUAUCACAUGGGCAUGCCCGCCUCGGUUGGAGAGCUGGAGAAGGACGAUCACAAUCGACUCUUUGUUCAAAUGGAGAUUGGACAUGGACAGGCAAGAGACGAGGACAUCCUCCAGCUGGUUGACUUCUAUCACACACUGACGGAAACACGUGAGCUUGAGGGCAAGUUCUAUCUCAAGCUGCUGGGUCUGGCUUUGCUCAACAGGCGAUGUAGUGUGGCCUUGCGACUCGUGGAGCUUGCCGAUAAACAAACAGAGUUGGUCAUCUAUCACAAGUUAUUGGCAGAGUAUGCAGAUGCCAGUGUGCUCGACGCACUCGACUAUCAACUGCCAGAAAUUUCAGUUGACCAGAAGUUCGUAUUGGAUGAGCUAUUGGCAAUGGCUGCACAAAAUGGCAAUAUGGACUACCUUCAACAUAUCCAUCCUCAACUUGUUGAGACCAUCAGUGAGAUGGACUUGUCCCAGCAUCCCGAUGAAUGUCCAUUCUCCAUUGGUCGCGUAGACCUUUUAAAAAAGGCAUUGGACAAUGGACACUUUGAAUGUGCUCGUUAUCUCAUCGAAUAUUAUGGUCCAUUACGAAUCAAUGCCAUGGGAACAUACCAAGAAUACACUCGAUGGUCCAUCCAUGGACUACAGAUGAAUGAUUCAACAGUGGAUAUGAUCAGCUGGCUCCUGGAAACCAAUGAUCAAUCAGAAGAUGUUGUAACAUUUAAAAUCAACAAGUUGUUUAAGCAGGCGAUAAUGGCCAGAAGAAUGGAUGUACUCGUGCGGUUGGAACAGGCGGUCUCUGAUCCACGCUUGGCGGUAUCAAUGCCACAUUUACAGAAUGAUUAUUGUUCAAUGGUAUCGAUUCAUAAUACAUUGAAUGAUGCCAUCAAUCAACAAUACUCUGAAGCCAUUCAAUUCCUUUUGAUCAAUCAUUUCUCAACAACAACAACUGCAACAAUGAAGAAUGGAGAAGACAACCAACCAAGAUCAUUAUUAUUGGAUAUGGAAGAUAUAUCAAAGUGCGACUUGGAUACUCAACGCCUGGUAUUCUCAACUCUCAAACCUGGCCAGAUCAGAGUGAUGUAUCCCAAGGGUGGCACAUACAAGUCAACUUUGGACACAUUGCAAAUGAUGAAUGAGUAUGGACAUUUUGAAGCAGUAGGGACAUGGGUGUCACAGAGCAAGCUGGCCAUGUUCAAGACGGCGGCCGUAUUACCUGGCGGGUAUGACAUCAUGACCGGGCUUUACGAUACCCCUCACACGGCUCACCUCAGCCUCUUUGAGGAGGCGAUGAGUGGCAUGAACAAGGAGGCCAUUGAUUUCCUGCUGAGCACAGACGAUCACCUUCAACGCCACCCUGUGGCCAAAGCUGGAUACUUCCUCUUUGAUGAUGUAGUCUCCUAUCUUGAGUCCUGCAGACGAUAUCAUACACAUGCCGAACGUUAUUGCGACUUCUUCCCCUUUGUCUGGGAACGCAUUGAUCCAGACAACAAGCUCGACACUGAAUCAAUCAAACGAAUGAUGUCGGCAGUCAAUAUCAACCUGCCUUUGUACAUGACGUUGUUAGACUUGGUCAGUGAGCUGCCGACAGCUUGGUCCAAAUCAUUCAUCCCACCGCCCAAACUAUCAUGGAUAGCUGGAUAUCAAAUCCUGAACAAAGACACAGUCAUCACCGUUGAUGCCAACAUACAGCCAUUCAACAGGCAUAGCCAGGUCUAUCAGACGAAGUACAGUCCAAUUGUCCAGCCAUUAGCCAAGCACAACUACAAGUCCUACCAACGUCUACUAAUUGCCAAUGGACUAGUUGUGUCAUCCAUGCAUUAUAGAGUCAACACGGAAUAA
Molecule: messenger RNA, 2280 nt
Organism: Acytostelium subglobosum LB1
Lineage: Eukaryota; Evosea; Eumycetozoa; Acytosteliales; Acytosteliaceae
Exons: 3
Coding region: 1-2280 (759 amino acids)
Source: RefSeq, a predicted model, not a curated record